Messenger RNA from Triticum aestivum (bread wheat), 540 nucleotides. Its product is annotated as elongation factor 1-beta. The coding region runs from base 74 to 415 and encodes 113 amino acids. Gene Ontology annotation, biological process: translational elongation. The record is from RefSeq and is a predicted model, not a curated record. Gene Ontology annotation, cellular component: cytosol; eukaryotic translation elongation factor 1 complex. Gene Ontology annotation, molecular function: translation elongation factor activity; guanyl-nucleotide exchange factor activity. The transcript has 3 exons. Lineage: Eukaryota; Viridiplantae; Streptophyta; Magnoliopsida; Poales; Poaceae.
UCACGCUCCAAUCCGGUUAGUCGCCUCGCUCCCCCUGAACCACCCUCGACCAAAACUCUCGGCAGCCGAAUUGAUGUCGAUGGCGGCAGCAGCGAAGUCGUCGUAUUUGCUGGACGUGAAGCCAUGGGGCGACGAAACCGACAUGGGCAAGCUGGAGGAAGCCGUACGAAACGUCAACAUGGAAGGCUUGACCUGGGGUGCCUCGAGGCUGGCCCCGGUCGAAUACGGGGUGAAGAAGCUGCAGAUAAUGGUGACCCCCGUCGACGACCUCGUCUGCGUCCACGGCCUCAUCGAAGACCACCUCUGUGCUUCGCCGAUAGACGAGUACGUCCAGAGCUGCGACGUGAGCUUCGACCCAAUCUACGUUGCAGGAAAUUUCUCGUCACGUGCUGCUGGCGAUGGCGGAGAAGAUUAGUAUCUAGUUGGGUUUUCUUCAGGGACCCUGGUUAGUUUUUCUUAGUUUUGUGGUUACCGGGUACUUAAAGAGUCUUGACUCGUUGCAAUACAUUGGAAGCAGUCAUGAGUUUUAUUGCUGGAGAA